Messenger RNA from Annulohypoxylon truncatum, 2073 nucleotides. Its product is annotated as DnaJ-domain-containing protein. Gene Ontology annotation, cellular component: cytoplasm. Gene Ontology annotation, molecular function: nucleic acid binding; zinc ion binding. The record is from RefSeq and is a predicted model, not a curated record. Bases 154 to 1707 code for a protein of 517 amino acids. Lineage: Eukaryota; Fungi; Ascomycota; Sordariomycetes; Xylariales; Hypoxylaceae. The transcript has 2 exons.
GUUGCGGGGUACAACGGCAUUCUACAUAUAGGUAGGUAUGUAUGUAGGUAAAUAUAUAUGACUUAUGCAAAAAUUAGAGAUUAUCAUAUAUAAAAUCAACAUUUCCAGGGUUAAAUACUCAAACACCAUUGUCAACUAAACCGAAUCCACACGAUGGGCGCCCAGCAGUCGUCUUACGCGGACACUGCGGCAAGGAACAAUUCGCCUAGGAAAGCAGACUACUACGAAUUACUUGGUGUUGACCGUCAAGCCAGCGAUGACGAGAUCAAGAAGGCAUAUAGAAAAAAGGCUCUGGAGUUACACCCGGAUCGAAACUACGGCGAUGUCGAAAACGCGACGCAGAGAUUCGCUGAAGUCCAAGCCGCCUACGAAGUCCUUUCCGAUCCGCAGGAGCGCGCUUGGUACGACUCUCACCGCGAUGCCAUUCUCCAUGGCGAGGACCCGGCUGAUGAUGGGGCAACUCCUGAAUAUCACAACGUUCGCCUAAUUAGCGCCGACGAAAUUUAUAGAUUGAUUGGCCGCUUUAACAAAAGAAUCCCCUUCGACGAUUCCCCUCGCAGCUUCUUUACCAUCUUACAGGAUACGUUCGACAGGAUAGCCCAGGGAGAAAUCGCAGCUAGCGAAUGGGAUGGUCUACCACCCACCGAAUACCCUCCCUUUGGUACAUCUGAGGAUGACGAUAUAGUCGCGAAGGCCUUUUACAACAGGUGGUCCAAAUUUUCUACUAAGCUUGGGUUUGCCUGGAAGGAUAAAUGGCGACUUUCAGAUGCGCCGGAUCGGAGGGUGCGACGCCUUUUGGAAAAGGAGAACAAGAAAUUCCGAGAGGAUGGCAUACGCGAAUUCAAUGAUGCCGUUCGGUCCUUAGUUGCUUUCGCUCGCAAGCGCGAUCCCCGUCCCGGUUCUAACGCCCAGUCCGAGGCAGAGAGACAGAAGAUUCUGCGUGACUCGGCUGCUGCACAAGCUGCCAGGUCGAGAGCCGCAAAUCAGCAGAAGAUGAACGAUCCUUUCGCCAUUCCCGAGUGGGUCCAAUCACAGGACCAGGAAUUGCACCAAGGGGAAUUCUCCGAGACCGACGAAGAAUCCGAGGUCGAACACAUAGAAUGUGUAGUGUGCAAUAAGACAUUCAAGAGUGAGAAGCAAUACGAAGCCCACGAGAAGAGCAAGAAGCACUCGAAGGCCGUUCAGCAGCUUCAAAGGCAGAUGAAGAAGGAGAAUGCAAGCCUUGAUUUAAACAAGGAGACUCCGACAUCGAUGUCAGAGAUACCGGUCGUGGAUGCCAAUGACGAAGAGGAUGAGAAGGUUGACGCCAAGAGUAGCACGCUCGGCAUCACGCAGACGGACGCAUCUAGCCGAACCGAAGUAGCUUCUAGAACUGAUACAGAGCCUGCAAGCUCACGUGUCACAACGGUCGACUCGGAGGAUGAGAGCGAACAUGACGACUAUGCCUCGAGAGAUGUCAUCGAAGAGCGUCUUGUCUCGGAGAAGCAAAGAGAAUCUGACCCUUUGCGGGGCGAUGGGGAAAGCUCCAUUGAAGAUGUUGUCGAUGGAGUAGAAGAUAUCUCACUCGCGAGUAGUGAACCUACCAAGAAGGUGGGCAAGGCAAAAGCCAAAAGGGAGAAAAAAGCUGCUCGUCAAGCUACUUCGAGGCAGCAAGACGACACGGUAAGCUGUCGCAAAGAUUUUAUCCGGCCAGCUCGACUCAGGUGACAUUAGCUAAUUUCCACGGGAGUAGAAGUGCACGGCCUGCGAUAACACAUUCAAGUCGAGAACGCAGCUUUUCAAACACCUGAAGAAAACUGGCCAUGCGGCCACAAAGAUCGUCGCAUCAAACUCGAACAAGAAACGGCGCUAGAUGAUUGUUACCAAAUGAUCCAGAAGUUUGUAUCGAUAUACCGUCUAAUAACCCAGCAAUGGAAUCAAUCAUUUCCCCCGCCAGCCCCAACAUUUGCCCUCGUAUCUAAUGGCUUGGCGACAAGAACGUGUUACUCGAUGGUUUCCGUUUUGCAACGACCCCAGAGCCGAAGUGGGCUACUUCUGGGGCGGUAACCUGCCGUUGCUUGCCAAAUUCCCGUG